Micromonas pusilla CCMP1545 is the source of this 354-nucleotide messenger RNA. RefSeq lists its product as uncharacterized. The annotation marks the transcript as partial. NCBI's taxonomy places the organism in Eukaryota, Viridiplantae, Chlorophyta, Mamiellophyceae, Mamiellales, Mamiellaceae. Gene Ontology annotation, biological process: sister chromatid cohesion; replication-born double-strand break repair via sister chromatid exchange. The transcript is spliced from 2 exons. Gene Ontology annotation, cellular component: cohesin complex. The record is from RefSeq and is a predicted model, not a curated record. Gene Ontology annotation, molecular function: chromatin binding; protein binding.
AUGUUCUACUCGCAGUACAUCCUCGCGAAGCGCGGUCCGUUAGGGACGAUAUGGAUCGCCGCGCACUUGGACCGAAGGCUCAGGAAGCAGCAGAUCACGGAGACGGACAUCGCGGAGGCAGUCCAAUCGAUCGUGAACCCCGAGGCCCCGCUCGCGCUGCGCCUCUCCGGCCAGCUCAUGCUCGGCGUCGUUCGAAUCUACAACAGGAAGGUGUCGUACCUGUUCCAAGACUGCUCCGAGGCGCUGGUCAAGAUAAAGGGCGCGUUCGCCAAGGAACGCGCGGACCUCCCCGAGGGCGGCGCCGUCGCGGUCCACAACGUGAUCACGCUCCCGGAAAACUACGACGACCUCGAG